Messenger RNA from Chlamydomonas reinhardtii, 3000 nucleotides. RefSeq lists its product as uncharacterized. Bases 203 to 2545 code for a protein of 780 amino acids. The record is from RefSeq and is a predicted model, not a curated record. Lineage: Eukaryota; Viridiplantae; Chlorophyta; Chlorophyceae; Chlamydomonadales; Chlamydomonadaceae. The transcript is spliced from 5 exons.
GUACACGCUGCAGCUUCCACUUCCUGGCCCCGCGGGUCAACCCUAAACACGCAAGCACCGUCAAGCACUGCUGUGAGCUGACUCGGUGUCCGCGGGGCAGCCAGCGCCUCGCCCGCGCCAGCGUUCCAAAGCGCAUCAUUCGGAUUCGCAUCAGGCAGCGAGCCGCAGCAGCAGGACCAGCCACAGCAACAGGGCUGCGCCUAUGCUGCCCGCGGCCCCUGGCACUGGUGCAAGUGGUGCGAGUGGCUCAAAGCGUUCGCUGUGGACGCCGCAGCUACCCCAGGCCGCCGCGCUACCUCCAGGCGGAGGCGUCAUAGCCCCCAGCGGAGGUGCCCCGAAGCCCACCGCGGCUUCAGCGGAAGCAACGGUCACGGGGGCAGGCAUGGUGGCUGCGGCGCUGGGUGGCGAGGAGGGCGGCGGGGAGAAGGCCAGUGGUGGUGGGCGACGCCGCGAGGAGGCAGCAGAGGCGCCAGCGGGGCCGGUGGCAGGGCAGGGACCGGUGGCAGGGCUGGAGCCGGUGGCAGGGCUGGAGCCGGUGGCAGGGCUGGGACUGGGGUCCGGCGACGCGGCGUGGGUGCAGGGGGCGUCCGACUCUGGAAGGCUGGAGGGGGUGGUAGUGUGUGGGGCGGCGGCGGCGGGUCCCGGCCCCAGCAACAGCAGCAGCAGCAGCAGUGACAGUGACAGGCGGCAGCAGCAAGGGACCGCUGGCCGGGGUCAGGGUCAGGCGGAGGACCAACGGCUGCUCCGCACCACCGCGGCGCCCGCCCCUACGGCUGGCCAGGGCCAGGGCGGGCGCAGCGGGCUCCACAUCGCCACCUGGCAGCAGCAGCAGCAGCAGCACCUGGAGAGUGCGGGGCCCGCCGGCGCUGAGGCAGGCGGCAGUAGAGAGCAGGGGCAGGGGCGGGGGCAGGGUCAGGGCGGCACAGGGGCAGGGGCGGCUAAGGAAGCGGCGGCGGCGGUGGGGGCAGAUCAGCCGGGUGAGGAGCAGGCGGAGGCGCGAGAGGCCUUCGAGGAAGACCGCAACCUCCUACUCAGCACCAGCGCCACCGCCUCUGCCGCCGGUCUCCUCAGCCCCUGCGCCGCCGCCGCCGUCUUCGCCCCCGGCGCCGUCGGUCCCUCCUCCUCCUUCGGCUCCUCCCCGCACCUGCUGGCGCCUCUGUCGCUGUCGCCUGGCGCCAUUGCCGCCGCCACCCUCGCCGCUGACGCUGGAUCGCACCGCCGCCGCUUCCAGACCGGCGGUUACCUGUACGGCGCCGGUACGGACGAGUUCCGCGGUUACAUCACGGUUGGCGUGGAUCCAGGCGAGAUGGAUCUGGCGGCGGCGGCGGUUAAUGACGACGCUGGAGAUGCGGACGGCUCGUUCCACGGUUUCAGCCGUACACUGGGCAUUACGGCUGAGCCGGCGGCGCCGGCUGUAGCAGCAGCAGCAGCGGCAACAGGGGAGGCGGAGGAGGCGGAUGCCGGAGUGCAGGAGGAGGGGGCGGCGUGGCCUGCGGCAGUAGCAGAGGCGGCGGCGGCUGUAGCGGCAGCACUGGGUGGCGGCGGCGCGGGCGGUGGCGGCGGCAAUGCAGCGGGCGAGGCGGCUGGGUACAAGGGCCUCCAGAGCGGGCGGGGAGGCGAUACGGGGGUGGCGGGAACGCACGGUGGCGGUGGCAGUAGAGGCGGGGGUGCCGACACACCGCCGCACAUACACAUGCCGCCAUCCACGCCGCCGCCGCACCUGCCCAUGCCUGAGCGGCCCUCCUCCCGCCCCAUCGCCAUCCCCGCGCCCCACCACGGCCCGACGGGUGCUGCUGGAGGUGAUGCAGCUGCUACUGCCAGUGGCGGCGGCGGGCACGCGGCUGUAGCAGGGCCCGCCGCCGACAGUAGCGCUAGCAGUAGCAGGGGCAACGGCGGCGGUAGCGGCCGUGUGCGGCGUGUGACCUUUGCUCCCGAGGUGGCUGGGCAGCAACAGCAACAGCUGCUGCUGACGCCAGAAAAUGAUGAGAUAUCCGCGGCAGCAAGCAGUGCGUGGCGCGCUAGCAGUAGCAGCAGCGGCGGCGCUGGUCGCCUGGGCGGCCUCGGCCUUGGCGGCAACGGUGGUGGUGCUGCUGCGGGCGGCCGUGGCAGUAGCAGCAACAGCUUCAACGAGUUGGCGGCGCUGGCAGCAGUGCCGUACCAGCUACUGCCGGGCAGUGAGCCGCUGGAGCCAAACGGCCCAGCAGGUGGCGGCGGCAGUAGCACCUGUGACGCGGCUGCUACUGCUGGUGCUGGUGCGGCCGCCUCCGGCGGCAGUAGCACUGCUGCUGCCGGCGUCAGGGCCGGCGCUGCCGCGCGUGGGGCGCUGGUGCUGCUGCCGCUGACGGGGGCUUUGGGCUGGGCUAGCUGGCGCCUGCUCAUGAGCUCUGACCGCACCGCUGUGGCCCUGGCGCUGUUGGGCUGCCUGCUCACAGCCGCCGCCGCCUCCACCACCACCUACCUGGCCCUACAAGCCGCAGCAGCAGCCAGAAGUGCCGGCACCAGAAACAGCAGCAGCGUCGAUGUCAGCAACGUUGACCUCUGCUGAGAGGUCGGGGCUCUUGGUGGUGGUGAUGGUGAUGGUGGUGGUGGUUGGGGGGGGGGGGGCGGCACCUGCACAUGUACCCGCACCUGCAAUCCUGGCGCUAGCUGUGGUGCAUGCGGAGCUAUAAGUAUGAGGGCCGGAUGCGUCUCAAACAGGAAGGCUGAGAUGAAGGCUGGCUCGGUUGGCAGGCUGAGUUGAAGGCUGGAAUGCGGAAGGCUGGGUGAUGCACCUGGUGUGUGUGUAAUUGAUGAUUGGAAUAUGCGCAGCCGAGGUGGGCGGGCAUGAGGUAGACGUGAACUGACGCGAACGCAGGAGCAGAAGCCUAGAAGAAGGUGGAUGCGGGAGGUCGGAUACCGUGGUUGUGGUAGGCACAGUGCUGGGCAGGGUACGUCUGGCCAGUUGCCCCUAGGAUGGCAAGAGGGGAAGCUGCAGCGCUGGGCAGUUGGAUGAAGGUGGUG